CCUCUUGUGGGUGUGACUGUAUAUUAAAAGUGGGGUAAUGAAAACGAAAGUUCAGUGUUGCAAAGUCCAGAAUGGCGUCUGCUUAUGAGUCUGAUGAGGAAAAGCCUUCUGAGAGUGAAUCUGACGUCACUGAGUCGGACGAUGAAGGGACUUCAGAUAUAGAAACUGAUUGUCAGGGGAAAGAGCCGUGCAAGCAUUACAACCGCGGUCGCUGUCGGGAUGGUGCAAAGUGCUCUUACCCGCACGUCUGCAAGAACGCCCUGUCAGGAAGCUGUCGCUACGGAGACAAGUGUAAACUGAAACACCCCAGAGAAGGACGAGAGCGCUUUGGUGACAGCAGGAGGGCUCCAGACCGAUCAACGUCUGCUGAUCCAAAGCUUACUGAUGGCCGAUACUACCAGUGGCAGCUGGAUGAUGGAAACGACUGGAUGGAUGUUGGUAAUGAUCACAUUAUCGAAGCCCAGUACUCGCUGCCCCACACCAAAAGCAUUAAAAUCUACAACACACCGUAUGGGGCGGUGAAUAUAGAUUUCAACAGGAUGAGAGUGCAUGGAAAGAGUCUGAGAGUGAGACGUCUGGAUGAUGGAAAAGCUGAAUGGAUCUGGUACUGCACACUGCGUCGGAAGUGGAUCAAGUAUGGAGACAAGGAUUCGAAGGGUAACCCCAGUCCUGUGAAGAGCGCUGACAUAGAGAAUAAGUUCCAGAGUAACCCAACCAGCUCUUACACUUUCACCGUCGGUGCUGAUACCGUUGAGAUCAAAUUCAGAGAUAUGCGCCAGGUGACAGCAAAGAGAAAGAGGAGAGUUACUCGUCGACCUCUGUACCGGGAACAGCCAGCAGGAGCAGGAGUUUCUCAAGCAACCGCUGCCCUCCAGCAUCUUUCUGUGGACAAACCUCAGUGGCAGUUUGAGGGAGACAGUGGAGCUUGGCACGAGUUCAAACACAGGCGUCACACUUCAACUGAAUGCUCAGUAACCAGCGAUGACAUCGAGAAGAAGUACCAGCAAAACCCCAAAGGCAACAUGACCUUCAAAGUGAAAGGACACUCCUACCAGCUGGACUUUGCAGAGAUGAUCCAAACCAACCUCAAAACCAAGCGUUCACGCAAAAUCAGACGUGUGCAGGUGUGAGAAAGAAAAGGGGAUUUCCAAGACUUGAAGAAGAAAGUCCGCAAACAAUUGUGCAAUACUAUUCAUUCAACUAUUCACGAUUCAUAUAUUUUGGGUGUACACCGAAAAUUGUUGGCUCUACAUUGGUGUCUUUUUGCUAAAUGAAAUAUUGUGUUUGUAUUAGAAAGGAAUUCAGGAUCAAAUUAAAUGAUACUGAAAAAAACUUAGUUGCCAUAGGGGACUGUGACAAAAGGAUUUGAAGUUUACACAUAAAUACUGCCUCGGAUUAUGUAAUGCACUAACAUGCACACUGCUGGUGCAAUAUGCUUUGCUAUAGGACGAACACUCCUGAAAUUAUCUGAUAUUUCAUGUUACGUUCAUGCUGCCACAUAUCUAUAUACUGCCUAAUUGACUAAUUUAGAACCAAAUGUAUUUAUUAUAUAUUGAUUUGUUGCUGCCUGAUGCCUCUUCAUGUUGUACUGCCCCUGUAAAACUAAAUGUCCCUUGUGUUGGACUAAUUAAGGAUUAUCUUAUCUAAUGCAAAUUCAAGUUCAUUUUCAAACAGCGUUAUUUUUCCACACAUUACCUUUGAUGUGUGUUACAUGACAAAAAACACAGGAUGUAUCGUAAUGCAAUAAAAAUUUGCAAUUCCUCAGUUCAA
Molecule: messenger RNA, 1770 nt
Organism: Sebastes umbrosus (honeycomb rockfish)
Lineage: Eukaryota; Metazoa; Chordata; Actinopteri; Perciformes; Sebastidae
Exons: 10
Coding region: 72-1130 (352 amino acids)
Molecular function (GO): metal ion binding
Source: RefSeq, a predicted model, not a curated record